Messenger RNA from Momordica charantia (bitter melon), 2106 nucleotides. Its product is annotated as 5'-3' exonuclease family protein. NCBI's taxonomy places the organism in Eukaryota, Viridiplantae, Streptophyta, Magnoliopsida, Cucurbitales, Cucurbitaceae. The record is from RefSeq and is a predicted model, not a curated record. Gene Ontology annotation, molecular function: 5'-flap endonuclease activity. Gene Ontology annotation, biological process: pollen development.
AUCAACAUUCUGAAAAUUGAAGUUUCUGCUGAACAGGCGAAUGAAGAUGAACCUCUCUUCCUCAAAGUUUCGAUCAAUCUCUUCAAGAAAACGCUUCAUCUUCCUCGCGAUUUCAUGAAUCCAUUGCUGAAUCAGUGGAAGCAAUGGGAGUCGGCGGCCACUUCUGGGAUUUGCUGAAGCCUUACGCCCGAACUGAGGGCUUCGAUUUCCUCAGGAACAAGCGGGUCGCCGUCGACCUCUCCUUCUGGAUCGUCCAGCACGAGACCGCCAUUAAAACCAACGCUCGAAGCCCCCAUUUGAGGCUCUCCUUCUUCCGCACCGUCACUCUCUUUGCCAAGUUUGGUGCGUUUCCAGUGUUCGUAUUAGAUGGAACUCCUUCGCCCUUAAAAUCUAAGGCAAGGAUUAUGAGAUUCUUUCGGUUAUCUGGUAUGGAUGCUUCUGAUCUCCCAAAGGUUGAAGAUCGGAUUUCAGUUGACAGAAACCGCAAAUUUGCCAAAUGUGUUAAAGAAUGUGUGGAACUGCUUGAGCUAUUUGGGAUGCCUGUUUUAGAAGCAAAAGGAGAAGCCGAAGCACUAUGCGCCGAGUUGAAUAGUAAAGGCUUUGUGGAUGCCUGCAUCACAGCUGACAGUGAUGCUUUUCUGUUUGGGGCCAAAUGUGUAAUUAAAUCCUUCCAUCCCAAUUCCAAAGCAAAACAUCUUCACAUGCAGGAACCAUUGGAAUGCUACUUCAUGUCAGAUAUUGAAGCUGCACUUGGGUUGAAUAGGAAGCAUUUGAUAGCAAUCUCUCUCCUGGUUGGAAAUGACCAUGACUUAAGUGGGGUGCAAGGAGUUGGGCUUGAUACCGCUGUUCGUUUUGUCCAAGACUAUACAGAUGAUGAGAUUUUGAAUAAAUUGCAUGAAAUAGGAAACAAGGACAACAGGGUGCUUCAGGGUGGUCUUCAAUUGGCAAACGACUGUGGACAAUCUUCGGACGUGAACUUGAGAAAGAUCAAGUGUUCUCACUGUUCAUACUGUGGUCAUCCAGGCAGCAAAAGAGCUCACGUUAAGUCUCCGUGCGAAUACUGUGAUGCAAGUCAAGGUGAUGGUUGCGUAAAGAAGCCAGAAGGAUUUAAAUGCAAUUGUUCCUCAUGUGAUACGGAUCGAGAAGAAAAGGAGAAAAAGAAGCAAGAAAAUUGGCGAUUAAGAGUUUGCAACAAGAUUGCUGUGGAGCCAAAAUUUCCCAGUAGCGAACUUAUUAAAAUGUAUCUGUGUGACAAUCAUAGUCAUUUCAGUGAUGACGACCUUAUCUUAUCCUGGGGGAGCCCGAGAACCGAAAUGCUGGUUGAUUUUUUAGUUUUUCAUCUACGGUGGGAGCCAUCUUACAUUCGUCAGAGGAUGCUUCCCAUGCUAUCCACCAUUUUUCUCAGAGAAAUGGCGAAUAAUCCAAUUGGAACUUUGUUAUACGGGCAGUAUGAGUUCGAUUCCAUACUUCGAGAGAAAAUAAGAUAUGGACAUCAGUUUUAUGUCGUCAAAUGGAAAAAGGCUGUCCCUGCACUCAGCAAUGUUAUAUACGAAGGCUCUUCUGAGGGAUCCGGUACUGGGCCAGAAGAUGGCAUUGAUGUCGACGAACCCGUGGAUUUGACAGAUGAAUCUGACUCCCCGAAGAUUCAUAUUCAAGACGGUUGCUCCUUUCUACUGACAGAUGAAAAUAUGGACCUCGUUCGUGCUGCUUAUCCCGAGCAAGCUGCCAAAUUUUUGCAUGAAAAGGAAUUGAAAAAGCAGAAGAAAUCAACCUCAACGCCUUGUGGGACGAGCGAAAAAUCAGAUUCAUCGAAAGUGAAAGGUGUCCAGUUGAGUAUUACCGAGUUCUACCGUUCAACCAAAGCACAACAAGCAGCAGAGAGAGUAGAUUCGACAAAUGAGGGUGAGGAGACGAGCACGGGAAAGAGGAAGGAAUCAAGUACCACUCUUUCAAAGUCGGUAAGGCGUCGCCUUUUGUUUGACUAGUACCACUCUUUUAGCUGUUGGUGUCCCCUGUCUGAUUUAUGAAAUGCAAAUGCUGCAGUUUAAAAUGUGUAUAAAGUUCCUUUUUUCAGCUAAUCUAGAUAGUUUGAGCAUUCUUUUGUUA